GUUUAUUAGUAUCUCCAUAGACAUUAAUGGGUUAGCGUACGCUAAAAUUAUUUCUUUAUCACGUGAUAAAGAAAUAAUUUUGAUAAGUAAAAGCAGCGAGAUGGUGAAACAGACCCUAGGAAUAGAAAAAUAUAAUAAGCGUGAGUCACUCGUUUUCGCAAAGAUACCCCUACUUCUCACGGUGAUGAAGGUAAGAAUGUAUUAAGAUAAAAAUUGAGUCAUCUGCACUUCAAGUAUUAAAAACAUUUUACUUUGAUAACAAUUUAAAGGAGGAGACUGCUGUCUAAACUUUUUUUUGUAAUAGCGUUAAUUUCCUCAAAAUGUAAUAACAUUGAACUUGUCGAAUUGCUUUUAAAAAAUGGUGCUACAAUAAGUGAAGAAAACAAGAAAGAUAAACGAACACACGAAAUUAUGAUGAUGCCUCUUCAUUACGCAGUUAGGAAGAGGAAUUACAAAAUGGUUAAAUUACUAAUGCUCAAUGGAUUUAACGCAAUAGAUGUCCAAAAUAAUUUCACUGAGACUGCCUUGCAUUUGGCAAUGAGAAACAAUUAUUAUGAAAUUGUAAAGUAUUUAGUUAACCAUGGUUCGAAAAUUAAUGCAAAUUCUAAUGCCUGGUUGGAAGAUGAAUGUGAUAAUAAAGGUAAAUCAAAAUAUCGUAGUUUUCUGUCUCAAACGAUACUUCAAUUGGCACUUUCUGAAGGAAAUUUGAAAAUUUGGAGAUAUUUAUUAAAAAGUAGUUCGUUAGUUGAUGCAUCAGCAGAUUCAGCUCUUCAUUUAGCAGUGCGAGAGGGUCAAGUGGAAGUUGUGAAAAAGAUCGUGAAGCAAAAAGACUUGGAUAAAAAUUCGAUGGAUAGCAGAUUGGCCGUUUACAUUGCAGUCGAAAAUGGAGAUGAAGAAAUUUUAAAAAUCCUUCUAGACGCGGGAUAUUCUUUUGAAACUUGUUUUAGAGACAGAUGUCCCCUACAUGUUGCAGCAACAUUUAAUCAUACAAGAUUAGUCGAAUGAUGAUGAUCUGC
Leptopilina heterotoma is the source of this 1016-nucleotide messenger RNA. RefSeq names its product receptor-interacting serine/threonine-protein kinase 4-like. The coding region runs from base 412 to 1005 and encodes 197 amino acids. NCBI's taxonomy places the organism in Eukaryota, Metazoa, Arthropoda, Insecta, Hymenoptera, Figitidae. The transcript has a single exon. The record is from RefSeq and is a predicted model, not a curated record. Gene Ontology annotation, molecular function: protein binding.